Messenger RNA from Mangifera indica (mango), 1526 nucleotides. Its product is annotated as transcription factor UNE12-like. Gene Ontology annotation, molecular function: DNA-binding transcription factor activity, RNA polymerase II-specific; protein dimerization activity; RNA polymerase II cis-regulatory region sequence-specific DNA binding. NCBI's taxonomy places the organism in Eukaryota, Viridiplantae, Streptophyta, Magnoliopsida, Sapindales, Anacardiaceae. Gene Ontology annotation, cellular component: nucleus. The transcript is spliced from 8 exons. Bases 369 to 1352 code for a protein of 327 amino acids. The record is from RefSeq and is a predicted model, not a curated record. Gene Ontology annotation, biological process: regulation of transcription by RNA polymerase II.
AGCUUCUUCUUGUAUGUUUAUGCUAUUUCUCUAUUACGUUUGUUGUUGUUUGUUUACAUGAUCAGAAGCUAUAACAAAUUGAAUUUCUCAUCGUGUUUAAAUCAGUUCCCAUCAAGAAGUUAUCAGAAAGCAGAUUGAAAAAUCUUUCUAUUGCAGAUCAGACUAUCUUCUCUGUUUUAACGAUAGAUUUGAAAUCGGGGCAGCUCAUUUCUUUAUUAUCACUAUUUCUUUUAUGUGGAAUAGCAAAUUGCUUGUAUUACUGAACUUUUAGUUAGUGUUUCUUUGUUGUUUAUUUUGAUUAUAGUAUUCAUUUUUUUCUUUUUUUUUGGUUUUCUUAAUAGCUAAGGUAAGUUUUUGGUUGGUCUGGUAUGGAAGGACAAAGUGAACAGGAGAACCUUCUGCAGUUGAUGUCAUUGAAUAUAGGUGGGAAUUGCAGUGGUCUGUCUUAUGGACCGGAAGAUUACCCAAAUCAGCAAUCUCUUAUGGAAGCAAGAAGAAUCAGUAGCCAGCCUAAUGCUCUGCCUUUGCAUCCUUGGACAAACUUCCCGAAAGCCCCUCGCAGUUAUGUUGAAUUUCUUGCAGACAACUCCACGUUUCUUGAAAAUGCUACUGGUGCUGAUAUGUUGGAGACCAUUACUUCACCUAUUUGCAGCACACAGUCUGAUUUUUGUGUCUUCCAAACGCAGAGAGAGUUAUUGAUCAACAAUCUAGGGAAGGCUUGUGAUUAUGAACUUGCUGAUUCUUUCCUUUCCAUGGAUGCUUUGAAGGUUAGAUUUCAGAACCCACCUAACGAAGUAGAAUCAGCGCACAGGUUUACAAGCUUUCAGCAGCAGAUCCUUGCUCAGCAUAAUCAUACAUUGUUGACACAAGAACCAUAUGAAGACAAUUGUAACGUGUCCCAACUUCAACCAAGAGUAACAAAAACUUCAUCUUUUCGCCAGUCCAAAGGACGCUCCAGUGGAUCUAGACAAAGAGCUUCUGCAGUUGAUCGAGAGCGACGGGUACGAAUAUCUGAGAGAAUACGAGCACUGCAAGAACAGCUUCCGAACUCUGUAGAGGGAAGUCAAGCUACUGUAAUGGAAGACACUAUUGACUAUAUAAAGUUUCUGCAGUUACAAUUAAAGGAACUAACCCGAAGCAGAUUAGGAGGCCAAUCAGCUUCACCUCCUUUUGUUUUCCUUGAGGGAUUUGGUCACUAUGUUAUCAAUGGACAGAUGACAAAUGAACCUCUGGAAGAGAUGAUGGGGAAGUUGCUGGAGGGGAACCCAUCAGCGGCAAGCCAGUUAUUGGAGAGCAGGGGCCUGUACAUGAUGCCAAUGUCUUUGGUUGAAGAUUUACACCAAUCCUCCUAGAUGCUUGGCAACUAUCUCAUGGUUUUUCUUUUUGUUAACUAUCCUCCUACCUCUAGGCGUUCAACUUAGUUGAAAGUACAUUCAGAAAUAGGGCCAGAAGUUAUGGCUUUUUACCAUUUUGUCAUAGCAAAUUACUGGUUGAAGCUUGCAAUGAAGUGAAAGUAGUACAUUUAA